AUGGAAGGAAAUCAGUGGGUGCUAGACCACCAUACUGACGAAUAUCAAUAUGCUUCGAGCAUGUGUAAAAACCACGAAGGCUGGGGCCCUAUCUCAAAAGAAAGAAUACCUGAUUUCACGCCAUGUUUUGAAGAUAGUGUAUUAACACUAUUACCUUAUCUCUUUGUUCUUGUUGCUGGUUUAGCUAGAAUGUGGAUCUUGUCAAAGAGAGAACGCCUCUCUUCUGAUAUGACUAAGAACUGGCUUUAUUUCACAAAAAUGAUUGCUUUGUCUUUGCUUUUGUUUACUGCGGCGGUAGCCUUUGCUUUUUCGGUCCUCGACAGCGGUAUUAAUUGGAUAGAUGAUGCACAGAUAUUAUCUCAAGGUUUCUUUGUAUUUAUUUUGAUCUUUGUUAUUGGUUUGCAUCAUAUUGAAUAUACCCGCAACCGUGUAUCUUCUGCUGUACUUUUAUUUUUCUGGUUAUUUAUGAUCGUUGUAGAUGGCAUCAAAUUACGUACGCAGAUCAUAGAUGACAAAUAUUACACAAAUUCUACUCAGUUUGUUUUAUUCGCUAUUGGCUUUACCUUGUCCGCUGUUAUGUUUGUUUUGGAAAAUUUGCCUCGUCCCAAGAGUCAAUACAUUAUGUUGGAAGAGGAUGAGCUUGACUCUCCUGAAGAAAAGACCAAUAUUUUUGGUCGACUUACAUUUAGUUGGAUGACACCAUUGAUGAGAUUAGGUUAUCAAAAGCCUUUGUCGAUGGAAGAUCUAUGGAAUCUCAAGUCCGAUGAUCAAUCAGCCUUUGUGAGUGCUCAGUUUCAACAAAACUGGCAAAAGGAAUUGACAAAGAAAAAACCAUCUCUUUUAAAGGCACUUGUCAAGACUUUGGGUGGUCCUUUUGCUUUGGCUGCGCUCUUUAAGGCUCUCCAAGAUGCUUUGCAAUUUACUCAACCUUGGCUUUUAAAAAAAUUGAUGGGUUGGGUAACCAGUUACAAUUCCGAUGUACCUGAACCUGCCUAUCUUGGUAUUGUAAUUGCAGUCAGUAUGUUUUUGACUGCUAUUGCUCAAACUAUGUUCCUUCAUCAAUACUUCCAACGCUGCUUCAUGACUGGUAUGCGUCUUCGUGCUGCUCUUGUCACAGCCAUUUAUCAAAAGACAUUGGUUCUCAGUAAUGCAAGCAGACAACAGUCCACUGUGGGUGAAAUUGUAAACCAUAUGAGUGUUGAUGCUCAACGAUUGAUGGAUUUAUGCACCUACUUCCAUAUUGUCUGGAGCGGUCCUUUCCAAAUAGUGAUUGCCUUGUGCUUUUUGUAUAAUACCAUGGGUCCAAGUACUGGUGCUGGUGUAGGUGUCCUUUUGCUCUCUAUUCCUUUAAACACAAUUAUUGCUCGUAAGAUGCGUGCACUUCAGAAGACUCAAAUGGGCAAUAAGGAUGCCAGAGUUAAGUUGAUGAAUGAAAUCUUGAAUGGUAUUCGCGUCAUUAAACUUUAUGCUUGGGAGACUCCCUUCUUGGAAAAGAUCAACUACAUUCGUAAUGAUCUAGAAUUAGCCACUCUCAAGAAGAUUGGUGUUAUGUCUGCUGUUCAAAACUUUACGUUUACUUCUAUUCCCUUCUUGGUCUCUUUAUCUACAUUUGCUGUCUACGUAUCUAUUUCUGAUCAUCCUUUGACAAGUGAUAUUGCAUUUGUAGCCAUUGCUCUCUUUGGUCUCUUGCAAUUCCCCUUGAACGUAUUCCCUAAUGUGAUUACAUCUACUAUUGAAGCCUCUGUUUCUCUUUACCGUAUUGAAGGUUAUCUUUCUGCAGAAGAAAUUGACCUUAAUGCUGUUACUCGUCUUGAUUAUCGCAAUGACCCCAAGUAUACUGAUGACACGCCUUUAGUUGAAAUCAACGAAGGUGAAUUUAAAUGGGCCAGAGAAGACGCUCAACCUGUCUUGAGCGGCAUCAAUCUCCAAGUCAAGAAAGGGCAAGUCACAGCCGUUGUUGGCCGUGUAGGUUCUGGUAAAUCAUCUUUGAUUAGUGCCUUGUUAGGUGAUACUGUCAAGGUUCAUGGUGAUGUUAUUUUGCGUGGUUCUGUUGCUUAUGUUCCUCAACAACCCUGGGUUAUGAACGCUUCUUUGCGUGAUAAUAUUGUCUUUGGCCAUCGCUGGGAUCCUCAAUUCUACGAACGUGUAUUGGAGGCGUGUUCCUUGAAGAGUGAUAUUGCUAUCUUGAGCGGUGGUGAUCAAACUGAAAUUGGUGAACGUGGUAUUAACUUGUCUGGUGGUCAAAAGGCUCGCGUCUCUUUAGCUAGAGCUAUCUAUGCCCGUGCUGAUAUAUACUUGUUGGACGACCCCUUGAGUGCUGUUGAUGCACAUGUGGGUCGUCAUAUCUUUGACCAUGUUAUUGGCCCCGAAGGUAUCUUGAAGAACAAAGCCCGCGUACUUGUCACCCAUGGUAUUUCUUACUUGUCUCGUGUUGACCAUGUUGUUAUGCUCCGUGAAGGACAAAUUAACUUGAGCGGUACUUAUGUUGAUUUGAUGAAUCAAAAGUCAGAACUUUAUGCUCUUAUUACUGAUUAUGGUACUCAAAAGGCCUCUGAAGACGAUGCAUCCAAUGAAGAAACUCUCGGUGAAGAACAAGUUCUUGAAUCAGACAAUGCUUCAGUUGACAUUGUUCCUCGCGAAGAAGAUGCUUCUUUGACUCGUACACGUCAACGUUUGAACAGCGAUGCCUCUUUCUUGAGUACCAAAACACUUCGUCGAGCUUCUCUUGUCUCUCUCAACAAGAGAGCCAGACAUAAGAAGGCUACUGAAACUGAUCGCUUAAUUACUGUUGAAGAAAGUGCAAAAGGCAGUGUUACUUGGGAUGUCUACAAACAAUAUGCAAAGUCUUGUUCUUUAUAUGGUGUCAUUGCCAUCCUUAUUUUGCUCAUUUUCUCUCAAUUGGCUUCUGUAGGCUCUAACGUUUGGUUAAAGUUCUGGUCCUCAGAAAACCAAGGCAAUGGUACAAACAAGAGUGUUUGGUAUUAUCUUGCAAUCUAUGCCCUUAUUGGUUGGUCUUCUACUCUUUUUUCUAUGGGUCAAACACUCGUUAUGUGGGUAUACUGUGCUAUUCGCUCUGCCCGUGUCUUGCACUCUGAAAUGUUAGAUGCCAUCAUUCGCUCUCCCAUGUCUUUCUUUGACACUACACCAUUAGGUAGAAUUUUGAACCGUUUCAGUAAAGAUCAACACACUGUUGAUGAAGGCUUGCCUAGAACAUUCCAGGGUUAUUUCCGUGUCUUGUUUGCUGUCAUUUCUACCGUUAUUAUCAUUGCCUACUCUACACCUCUUUUCAUGGCAGUCAUUAUUCCUCUCGGUGUUAUCUAUGUCUAUAUCCAACGUUAUUACCUGGCUACAUCUCGCGAAUUGAAACGUCUGGAUUCUGUUGGUAAAAGUCCUAUUUAUUCUCAUUUCCAAGAAACUAUUUCUGGUGUGUCUACUAUUCGUGCUUACGAACAACAAAGACGUUUUGUUUUUGAAAACGAAAACAGACUAGAUGAUAAUCAAAAGGCCUACUAUCCCUCUAUUUCUUGUAACCGUUGGCUUGCUGUUCGUCUCGAAUUUUUGGGCUCUAUCAUCAUUCUUUCUGCUGCUUUGUUUGCUGUCCUUAGUGUUGUUUAUGGUUCUUCUGCUAUUGAUGCUGGUCUAGUUGGUCUUUCUGUUUCAUAUGCUCUUAGUGUGACUCAAGCUUUGAACUGGGUUAUUCGUAUGUACUGUGAAAUUGAGACUAACAUUGUCUCUGUCGAACGUAUCAAGGAAUACAUUGAUUUACCCACCGAGAAAUAUAACUCCGUUCGUGGUGUGAAUCCCAUGUGGCCUGAAAAGGGUUUGAUCGAAUUCCGUGAUUACUCUACUCGCUACCGUCCUGGACUCGACUUGGCCUUACGCGACCUAUCCUUCACUGUUGCACCCAAAGAAAAGAUUGGUAUUGUGGGCCGUACAGGUGCUGACAUCUCUAGUCUUCGUUUGUUUGACUUAAGAUCUCGUUUGACUAUUAUUCCUCAAGAUCCUGUCUUGUUUGCAGGCACUGUCAGAGAAAACUUGGAUCCCUUUGGCUCCCAUGAUGAUGCCGAACUCUGGCAAGCACUGCAACACUCUCAUCUUGGCGAGCAUAUUUCCAAGAUGGAUGGUAAAUUAAAUGCUGUUGUUUUGGAAGGUGGUGAAAACUUUUCUGUUGGCCAACGUCAAUUAAUCUGUUUGGCCCGUGCUCUUCUUCGCCGUACCACUAUUCUUGUGCUUGAUGAAGCUACUGCUGCUAUUGAUGUUGAAACCGACUCUAUCAUUCAAGAAACUAUUCGUCGCCAAUUUGCUCACUGUACUAUCUUGACCAUUGCUCACAGAAUCAACACUGUUUUAGAUUCAGACAGAAUUCUUGUUUUGGACAAAGGGUCCAUUGCUGAAUUUGAUUCUCCUAUUAAGCUUUUGGAAAAUCAAGAAUCCAUCUUUUACUCUAUGGCCAAGGAAGCUGGUCUUACUGAAUAG
Gilbertella persicaria is the source of this 4476-nucleotide messenger RNA. RefSeq names its product multi drug resistance-associated protein MRP. Gene Ontology annotation, molecular function: ATP hydrolysis activity; ATP binding; ABC-type transporter activity. The transcript is spliced from 12 exons. Bases 1 to 4476 code for a protein of 1491 amino acids. Gene Ontology annotation, biological process: transmembrane transport. NCBI's taxonomy places the organism in Eukaryota, Fungi, Mucoromycota, Mucoromycetes, Mucorales, Choanephoraceae. Gene Ontology annotation, cellular component: membrane. The record is from RefSeq and is a predicted model, not a curated record.